AUGUUGAUUGCAACCAUACGAUCUAUUGCAGGACCGGCCGACGCUCGUCCCCAAUCCGUUCCAAUUGUGCCAGCCCCAACACUCAACUUCCCUGCUGAUCUCUCCGUCACCGGAGUGGCAGAAUCCGAGAAACAAUCGGCCGCGGCUGUUGCUAAGAGCUCAGGUAGCCUUGGUGCGGCAGAAGAGAGGUCUGAGGAGAAGCAAUCAGAAAAGGUAGGGGAGAGCCUGUACAGAAUGUGUGUCAAAGUUCAUUCCCGAGGCGAGCCAGAGCCUCGAUCACCGGCGGCCACUGGUGACUGGACGCCUUCCCCGACGUCGAAAUCGACGAUGUGGACGGUCUCGGCGUCUGCCGGAAUCGACUCGACCAUGGCCGAAUUGGCGGCGAAGUGA
This is a messenger RNA of Linum trigynum, 390 nucleotides long. Lineage: Eukaryota; Viridiplantae; Streptophyta; Magnoliopsida; Malpighiales; Linaceae. The record is from the annotation of a GenBank genome assembly.